Torulaspora globosa is the source of this 1053-nucleotide messenger RNA. RefSeq lists its product as uncharacterized. Lineage: Eukaryota; Fungi; Ascomycota; Saccharomycetes; Saccharomycetales; Saccharomycetaceae. Gene Ontology annotation, molecular function: oxidoreductase activity, acting on the CH-OH group of donors, NAD or NADP as acceptor. Bases 1 to 1053 code for a protein of 350 amino acids. The transcript has a single exon. The record is from RefSeq and is a predicted model, not a curated record.
AUGACGACGGAAACACAAAACCAUAUAAGAGAAGGCCCUACUGUUAUUGGUGUAGAUGACAGCGCUGCUAGAGAAGCAGCUCAUGUGGAAGAAGUGACUGCUAACACUGCAAAUCGGUUGUCUGAUGGAAUUGUUUGUGGUGCAACUCCUGAUACGCCCAGUAUCCCGUUAGUGUCUGAUAUAGUACCUAAUUACAGAUUGGAUGGUCAUGUCACUAUUGUGACGGGGGGCUCUGGCGGGCUGGCACACACGCUGUGUCAGGCUUUAGUCGCUCAGGGUUCUGAGCUAGCGCUGGUGGAUCUCACAGUGGAUAAACUGUCAAUUGUGGAGGGCGAUUUGAAGGAAUUUAUAAGAGUGAACAAGUUGGCGCCUGUGACAAUAUCGACUUGGGCCUGUGACGUCAGCGAUUCGACGCAGGUGGAAGAACUUGUCAGAGCUAUCCCUCACGAGCAUCAGGGCCUCUUGCCGGACAAACUGGUGCAUACGGCAGGCUACUGCCAGAACAUCCCAGCUGCGGACUAUCCUGCGGCUCGUGCGGAGCAUUUGGUUAAGGUAAAUCUGAUGGGUUCGCUUUAUAUCUGCCAGGCCAUGACUAGGCAACUAUUGGAGAAAACAAAGAGAAGAAAAUCCAUCUCAGCGAUGGCCAACUCUGCUGCCGAGGCUCUGCCCAGAUUUCCCAAUGCGUCGUACGUGUUAAUCGCAUCGAUGUCGGGUAUGAUUGUCAACACACCGCAACCUCAGGUGGCGUACAACAUGUCCAAGGCUGGUGUUCUGCAUCUUGUCAAAUCGCUAGCUUGCGAGUGGGCGCGGUACGGGAUCCGUGUUAAUGCCAUCUCCCCCGGUUACAUCGCUACUCCAUUGACGAAACAAGUCAUUGGAGCAUCACCAGAGGGUGCCGCUCUCCAACACGAAUGGACUUCAAGGGUUCCUAUGGGCAGGAUGGCCGAACCUAAGGAGUUUGUGGGCGCCAUGUUAUAUCUGCUAAGCAGUCAUGCUUCAAGCUAUACCACGGGCGAGAACCUGGUGGUAGACGGUGGCUACACCAACUGGUAA